GGAACUAAAAAAUCUAAAAAAAUAAUAAGAAAUAACCAGUCCGCGGAAAACGUUGAAGUUCAUCUACAUAAUUUUCCUACUACAUAAAGCAUAUAUAUAUAUAUAUUUCAAAUUUUGCACAGAUGAAAUUUUUAGUUUUUUAAGAUAAAUGAAAAGCAUUGAAAAGCCAAAAAAUCUCCGCAUUGUGGAAAAAUUUUGCAACGAAAAAGUCACAGCUGCAUAUUAUUGAAAGGAAAUUUCGAAAGAAAAAAAUUUUAAAUCGUUGAAAAGUUGAGUCGAAUCGGAAACGGAGCGUAACGCUGUGAGGGCGAUCUGCGGAUCGGAUCGCUUUGGGAUCGGAGUGAAUUAGAGUGUUGGUGGUGUGGAGUGUGUGUGCGUGCGUGUGUAGCGGUGGAGUAGAUUCGAACCAAAUCGUCGUAACGUAACGUAACGAAACGGUGGCACGCACAUAUCUCAACCUACUACGGAACGGAAACGGAAACGGAUUCUGAACGGAAAGUACGACGGAGUCACAACAACGACAACGAGUACGCAACGAAUUUUAGAAGUAUGACUUUUUCGCGGAAAAAAGUGCUAACGUUAUGCGUGUGCACACUAUUGGCGCUCAUCAGUUUUCCCGGAUAUGUUGAUUGUGCUAAUAAAAAGGGAUCACAGGCUGCCGCAGCAGCGCCACCGCCAGCACCCAUCGAGCCCGAGGCCGUCAUCGAGGAGGUCAAUGCCAAGCAAUUGGAGAAACUAUUGACCGAUAAGGAUUAUGUUGCUGUCUUUUGGUAUGCGCGAAGCUGCGUCACCUGUGAUAAAGUAUUAGCGGAACUCGAAAAAAUCGACGAUGACACCGAUUCAUUCGGUGUUGACUUCGUAAAGAUUAACGACAAACGACUAGCGAAGCAAUACGGAAUUAAAAAUUUCCCAGCACUCACGUACUUCAGGGAAAAGGAACCAAUUAUCUAUGAUGGCGAUCUCAUGGACGAGGAGGGUGUACUCGAUUUCCUCACCUCUCUGGAAGCCAUGGACUUGCCCGAUCGCAUUGAAGAGGUCAAUUCAAAGAUUCUUUUAAAAAUCAUCGAGGAUACUGACUUCGUAGCUGUUUUAUUCUGUCCCGAUCAUGCCACGUGUCCGCCUAGGGUUAUGGAUAAACCGCAAUGUCGUAAAUGUGCCAAAGCUUUGCAAGAAUUGGAAAAUAUCGACGAUGAAGCAGAUCAAUUGGGCAUCGGUUUUGUCAAGAUACACGAUGAGGAAUUGGCUGAAGAAUACAAUUUGGGCAAUCUUCCAGCACUGGUCUACUAUCGCCAUCAGACGCCGAUCAUAUACGAAGGUGAAUUGUCACGUGAAGAAGAUGUCUUGGAGUGGUUGGUGCAAAAUAAAUCGACUGGCGAUGAGGAUGACGUGAUCGAGGAUGUUACAGCUAAAACACUGUCCACUCUGAUAAGCAACAUCGAUAAUUUGGUUGUAUUAUUUUAUGAUCAUGGUAAUGACGAUUCAAUGACCGUAUUGGAAGAGCUAGAACAAAUCGACGACGACUGCGAUAAACAUGGAAUUCAAUUUGUAAAAAUUGAUGAUUCCAAAUCCGCAGCGGACUAUGGAAUCGAUUCGAUUCCGGCAAUAGUUUAUUUCGAAAAACAAAUUCCAAAUAUUUAUGAUGGCGAUCUCAUGGCUGAGGAGCAGAUAUUGCAUUGGCUGGUGGGACAGCUGGAGCACGACGAAAUCGAAGAUGUUACCGAUGAGAUGCUCGACAAGAUGGUGAAGGAAGGACGCGUUAUGGCGGUGUUAUUCUAUGAUAACAAUGAUAAAAAAUCGCAAAAAGUACUCGAAGAAUUAGAGAACAUCGAUGAUGAAUGCGAUGCGUUGGGCGUUACUUUUGUGAAAAUCGACAAUCCUGAAGAGGCCAUCGAAUACGGCAUAAACAAAGUUCCUAAAUUAAUUUACUUUGAAAAAGGCAUUCCAACCAUUUACGAGGGCAAUCUUGAGGAUGAAGAGAAAUUGCUGAAAUGGCUCGAAGAGCAAACAACAUCCGAUCAAAUUGAGGAUAUUACCGAUGAAAUGAUGGAUUUGAUAAUUGAGAAGAUGCCCUAUGUAGCUGUGCUCUAUUACGACAAAGAUCAAAAGAAAUCGCAAAAGAUUCUCGCCGAACUGGAGAAUAUCGAUGAUGAGUGCGAUCAAAAUGACAUAGCUUUCGUUAAAAUCGACGACGACAGUGAGGCCAAGGAGUGGGGUAUCGAUGAAAUACCAUCCAUUGUAUUCUUCGAACGUGGCAUACCGCAUAUAUACGAGGGUGAUUUGAUGAAAGAAGACGAACUCUUGGGUUGGCUGGUACAUCAGAAGCGACACUCGGAGAUACCGGAAGUCACCGAUGAAAUGAAGGAUAAACUGAUUGAAAAUACUGAACAUUUGGCUGUUAUUUUUUACGACAAAGACGACAAGCAAGACAUUCGCGUACUCAACGAAUUGGAAAACAUCGAUGAUGAACUAGAAAAGGAGGGUAUCGUUAUUGUGCGCAUUGAUAAUGCCGCCGAGGCCAAGGAAUACGGCUUGGAUCACUUGCCCGCACUCAUUUACUUCGAAAACAAGAUACCAGCACUGUACGAAGGCGACUUAAUGAAUGAGGAUGAAGUAUUGGAAUGGUUGAUUUUACAAAAACGUACUGCCACCAUUGAAGAAGUUACCGACGAAAUUCUCACCGAGCUAAUCAACGAUCACGAAUAUGUUGUGGUAUUCUUUACCGGCCCUUGCGAACCUGGCGAGAAGUGCGACAAAACUUUGAGUGCAUUGGAAAGCAUAGACGAUGAAUUAGAUGAGGCUGGCAUUAUUUUUGUGACCACCGAGGAUACAAAUAUCGCUAAGAAGCAUAACAUUAAAAACUAUCCACAGUUGGUAUUCUUUAGAAAUCGUGAUCCAUUGGUAUUUACAGGUGAUUUGGAUGAUGAAGAUGAGGUGUUGGCGUGGAUCACCGAUGAAGAUACGCUGGAGAUACCCGGUAAAAUUGAGGAAGUAAAUACCAAAAUGUUGGAUAAGAUAUUGUCGGAAAACGACCAUGUUGUGGUGUUCUUCUAUCGCGAGGGUGAUAAGCGCUCACAAAAGAUACUCAAUGAAUUGGAAAACAUUGAUGACGAAUGUGAAGAGAAGGACAUUGAUUUUAUCAAGACUUCCGAUCCGGAUGUGGACAAAGAAUAUGAUUUGGCUAGUUUGCCAGCGUUGGCAUUCUACAGACACAAAUUCAGAACAAUAUACGAUGGUGAUCUCAUGAAGGAGGAGGAAAUUCUGGAUUGGGUUAUCGAUCUGCAUGAGUCGACGGCUGAUGUUAUCGAAUCUGUGGAUCGCAAAACUUUGCAAGUGCUGAUCAAUGACGUCGAACACUUGGCGGUCUUUUUCUAUGACGAUAAAUGCGAAUCGUGUCCACAAAUCUUGGAGGAAUUGGAAACCAUAGACGAUGAUACGGACAAGCAGGGCAUACAAUUUGUCAAAUCGAACGAUGUGAAGUUGGCGCACGAAAUUGGAAUUUUCGCAUUCCCCGCCUUAGUUUACUACGAGACAGGCGUUCCAAUCAUGUAUGAUGGUAAUAUUGAGAAUCCACAAAUUGUCUUCAAAUGGAUAUUGGAACAGAAGGCCGAUGAAAGUAUUCAGCUCAUAGAUCGGGACACACUGAACGAAUACAUAAACACCAAAGAUUUUCUGGCUGUAAUUUUUUACAAAGAAGACGAUCCAGAUGCGCCACGCGUCUUGCGUCACAUCGAACUGAUCGAUGAUGAAGCGCUGGAAUAUGGCAUACACAUAGUUAAAAUGAAUGACAAGUUGAUGGCUAAGAAAUAUGGCUACCGCAAUCCACCUGGCAUAACAUAUUUCCGCAAGGGCAAAUACAUUAACUACGAUGGCGAUAUUGAUGAUGAGGAAGAGGUGCUGGAUUGGCUUACAAGUCCGGCGAAUAUGGAAAUGACAGAUCACAUUGAGAAAGUGAAUCGUAAAAUGUUCGAUAAAAUACGCAAAGCUUCCGACUACUUGGCUGUGAUUUUCUAUAGUGACGAAUGCAAGCAGUGUCCUCGUGUGCUUGCCGAAGUGGAGCAUAUCGACGAUGAAGCGGAUAAGGCGGGUAUCGAUUUUGUUAAGAUCGAUGACAAGCAAAUGGCAAAAGAGUUUGGCGUUUUCGCGCUACCUGCAAUUGUGUUCUUUAAGCCAACAUCGAAGGAACCAGUUAUCUACGCCGGUGAUCUUUAUGAAGAAGAACAAAUUCUUGCUUGGUUACUAACGCAAAAGGACCCAAGCGGGGAUGUUAUCGAAGAUCUUGAAGGCGAGAGACUGGUUCAAUUGAUCGAAGAGUCUGGUUCGAUUGCGGUAUAUUUUUAUGCCGACGGUUGUGAGCAGUGCACCAAAGUGCUGGAAGAACUGGAGAACAUUGACGACGAUUGUGAUAAGCAUGGCAUAACGUUCGUAAAGACUCGUGAUUUUUCGGUUGCCGAUGGUUAUGGCGUACAUGAGUAUCCAGCGCUCGUCUAUUUCGAAGGCGGUAUUCCGAAUGUUUUUGAAGGUGAAUUGAACGAAGAGGAGGAAGUCUUACAAUGGCUGAUCACGCAAAAGACUGAGGAUCGUAUUGAGUUAAUCACUCGUCAGAUGCUGGAAACCAUGGUUGAGGAAACACAAUAUUUGGCUGUUUACUUCUACAAAAUCAACUGUAACAUUUGUGACCAAAUUCUUGAGGGCCUGGAACUGAUCGAUGAUGAAUGUGAUGUCUUUGGCAUUCAUAUGGUUAAAAUACAGGAUCCACAAUUGGCGAAACGUUAUUCGAUCAAGACAUUCCCAGCACUUGUGUAUUUCCGAAACGGCAAUCCUUUACUUUUCGAGGGCGAUCUGCAAAACGAGCAAUCAGUUUUGGAAUGGCUUAUUGAUGAUGACAAUCGUGAAUUGGCAGAUGAAAUUGAAGAAGUAAAUGAACGCAUGCUGGAACGUUUGAUGGCCGAAUCCACAUUAUUGGUGGUGUUCUUUUAUGAUGAAGAUUGCGCCGAGUGUGAAGAAAUUCUUGAAGAACUUGAAGAAAUCGAUGGCGAAGCUGAUAUGUUUGGCAUUGAUUUUGUAAAAAUUGCUAGCGUAGAAGCGGCUAAGAAAUACGAUGUUGUGAAUAUACCAUCACUGGUCUACUUUAGAAAGCAAGUUCCUGUAUUGUACGAUGGCGACUUACACCAACAUGACAAGGUUAUUACAUGGCUGACUUCGCAGGAUGUUUUCGAAAUUAAAAAUGAAAUUGAGGAAGUCAAUCGUAAGAUGUUGGAUAAACUACUCGAAGAAAAUGAAUUCAUAACGGUGUUCUUUUAUGAACACAAUCAGCAAGAUAGCAUAGCCGCAUUGGAAAAACUUGAAAACAUUGACAGUGAAACGGAUAAUCUGGAUAUAACAUUUGUGAAGAUGGCCGAUUCGCGCUAUGCCAAGAAGUGGGGCGUUACAAAACUGCCAGCUAUGGUCUAUUUCCGACGAAGGUUCCCCAGCAUUUAUAGAGGUGACCUUCUCUCUGAAGAUGAGGUUUUGGAAUGGUUGCGCAAGAAUCGUUUCCGCCAACCAGAACUGAAUAUAUUUAUGUAUGCGCUAAUCGCAUUGGCUGUUGGUUUCUUACUAUACACUGCCUUCCUACUGCAAUGCUUUAAACCAGCGCCACCACCACCACCGCAACAUCCCAAACAGUCGUGAUAAAAUUCUAUAAUCUGGUUUAAAAGAAAAUCUAGCUGCAUUAAUGCUGCGAAUAAAUCAUUGCACUGGAACAAAAUCACGAAACAACUACAACAAGGAAUGCAAAUUAUCACGAAUUAUCAUCCAAUGACGACAAUCGUCUAAAUUAGACGUGAAACGAAUUUGAGAAAAACAACAACAAAAUAAAAUAAAAAUAUGGAUUACAAAGAGCCGAAAGCGAACCCAUAUUACCGUUUAAAAGAGAGAGAGAGACAUAAAAAGCAUCGAUGAAUGUAAUUUGGGAAAAGCUAUUGGUUAUAUGAAAUUUUAUAACUGUAACUGAACUAUAUACAUAUAUAUAUAUAAUAUUGUAACAAAGAACUCAAAACCACGAAACCGUCAAAAGCUAAACCGCCGCAACUUGAACCCAAACGGAAAUGAGAUUUUAUUUAUUUGUAAAAUUAGACAAAAAAAAAAACAAAAACUUUUUUCGUUAAUUAACGACGCUCGAUAAAGAAAAAAACAAUAUAAUUUAUAAAACAAACUGUAACAAAUC
This is a messenger RNA of Rhagoletis zephyria (snowberry fruit fly), 6205 nucleotides long. RefSeq names its product hulk (gene hlk). Lineage: Eukaryota; Metazoa; Arthropoda; Insecta; Diptera; Tephritidae. The record is from RefSeq and is a predicted model, not a curated record.